AAUUCGAUUUUUGAUGGUAGAAAUGAAUUUCCCGCAAAACCUAUUCCUUAAACCCUAACCAUAAACCAGGCCACUCGUGUCUUCUUCUUCAUCACAUUUUCUAAUUUUAUCAAACAAUUUUAGUUUCACGUGUGAAAUUGGAAUGGCUUGGCGCAGUACAGGAUCGCUCUCACGAACUUUCAUCUCCGCCGCCCGGGCUCCGUCUCGCAUCUCUUCGGCGCCGCUCCCUCGCGUCCAUCCAUCACCAGCCGCCGCCUCUUCCCGCUUUCAGUCGCGUCGCGUCUCAUUUGGUCCUUCUAGGAACUUGGGAGAAAUUGGAUGUCUGCAGUCAUUUAUGCCUUUGUAUAGCACAGUAGGCACGAACAACCUCACUUCACGCCUCAAUGCUAAUUUGCGGGCUUUUUGCGAGCUGUCUCAUGGCAAUGGAAAAGACGGGUGAUGCGCGUGGACUUUCAGUCAGCUAAAGGUGCAGAUUGUUUCCAGAAUUGUACCUGAAGUGCAUUGGAUCAGCCCCGCAAAGUUCAUCAAGAGUGUCAAUGAAGGCAGAAAGAGGGAUGUUAGGUAUUUUUUGUCUAGGAAAUACUUCAAUAAAGAAUUGCUUUUUUGAAAAUUUCAGAGUUACCUGCUUUUAGGAUGACCAAAUCAAAGGUUUUCUGUCUGGUAUCUAUAAGAUUGUGCCAAUAGAUAAUAUAUUUGCUGGGAUUCUACAACUUUGUUUUCCAUUAGCAAACUUUAUCUUAUUCUUUACUUUAUAAA
Mercurialis annua (annual mercury) is the source of this 756-nucleotide messenger RNA. RefSeq names its product protein NONRESPONDING TO OXYLIPINS 2, mitochondrial-like. The transcript is spliced from 4 exons. The record is from RefSeq and is a predicted model, not a curated record. NCBI's taxonomy places the organism in Eukaryota, Viridiplantae, Streptophyta, Magnoliopsida, Malpighiales, Euphorbiaceae. Bases 143 to 439 code for a protein of 98 amino acids.